Molecule: messenger RNA, 1055 nt
Organism: Arabidopsis thaliana (thale cress)
Lineage: Eukaryota; Viridiplantae; Streptophyta; Magnoliopsida; Brassicales; Brassicaceae
Product: HR-like lesion-inducing protein-like protein
Exons: 5
Coding region: 259-735 (158 amino acids)
Source: RefSeq, marked reviewed
CUACGUGGCGUUUACUUCCCAACGAAGUAGCGAGUACAAAAACCAACAUCAUUGUACUCGCGCGAGUAGGUCGACGAAAUAAAAAUCUCACCUUUUUGACCCCAAAAAUUUCUAAAUAUUUCAAAAUCAGCCUCUUCGUUUUCUUUCUCCUCCUGUCUGUUGAUUUAAAGACCCAAAUCUGACGCUUCUCUCUCUCUUUCUGGUAUCUGCGUUUGAUUCGGAGAAGAAAAAAAAAAAAAAGGCAAAGAGAGAGCUUCAAUGGAGUUAGCUUCUUUCCUUGGUAGAGCUCUGUUUGUUUCCGUAUUUCUUCUCUCCGCAUGGCAAGAGUUCAAUGAUUUUGGUGAAGAUGGUGGCCGAUCAGCUAAAUCUUUGAAACCAAAAUUCAAUGCCUUUGUAAACCAUGUGACAACUCACACUGGCCAGCAAUUGCCACCAGUCGAUAUGAAGAUUCUUGUUGCUGCUGCUAUAGCCUUGAAGGGUAUUGGGGGACUAUUGUUUGUCUUUGGCAGCUCAUUGGGAGCUUAUCUCUUGCUUCUGCAUCAAGCCGUUGCCACCCCAAUUCUGUAUGAUUUCUACAACUACGAUGUUGACAGAAAGGAAUUCGGCCAACUAUUUUCAAAAUUUACACAGAGCUUGGCUCUUCUUGGAGGACUGCUCUUCUUCAUUGGAAUGAAAAACUCAAGGAAACACGGUAGGCAACUCAGGAAAAAGGCUCCAAAGGCAAAAGCAAACUGAAGAAGCCAUAUCUUUCAUCGGUUUUAUUCGGUCUGUAUUUUAUUUUCAUUUUGGAAUCCAGGAUGGGUUUAAAGAGUCUAUCUGAUGAGGCCAUUGAAAGGCAAAAUCUCUGCAAAUCAUUUUGCUUACUUCAAGAAGCUUUUAUGACACUUUUUUGUAGAAAUAUUUAUGGAUUAUUGUUUCUUAGAGACACCACUUCAAUGUUAUUGUUCCAACUUAUUUCACAACGCGACUGAUUUAUUAACCUACGGAAUAGCCAUCAGCUCAACCUUUGUAAAUUCAUUGUCACUUUGGUCCUAAUUGGCUAAUUUGUUGCUACU